Gaeumannomyces tritici R3-111a-1 is the source of this 1543-nucleotide messenger RNA. RefSeq lists its product as hypothetical. The record is from RefSeq and is a predicted model, not a curated record. Lineage: Eukaryota; Fungi; Ascomycota; Sordariomycetes; Magnaporthales; Magnaporthaceae. Bases 246 to 1298 code for a protein of 350 amino acids. The transcript has a single exon.
CGCGGCUGACGGGUGGCUUUUUUUUUUCUCCCCCCCUCUUCUCUCUUCUUUUUCAUCUUACAUUCCAUCAUAUCUCGGCCAACACCCGUAACAACGCACACCCCCCAUCCAUAGCGCGCCCCUCCCUGCCUUCGAAGCCACCAAGACAGCCGAUCAGUCAGCCACCAAGACAGCCGAUCAGUCAUCGGUUGAGUAGCCUCGGUACCUAACGGCGCCGUCGACAAGGCGUCCGCCCGUCGACAGACAUGAUGAUAGUGGUGCCGCGGCGGCGCUUUCUGGUGCUGUGGGCGCUGGGCUCGUUUGUAUUCAUCACGCUCUACCUUAGCAGCGACUGGCUGCGGAGCGUGUGGCACGGGAAGGUCUGGCCCGUCGUUCACGAGCCGGGACUGUGGAUCAUGGGCUUCACACGGUACAACUUCAAGCCGACGCCGGGCGAGGCCAAGUGCUUCGAUGGCACCGUCGAGCGCGUAAACGCGCCGGGCGUUACGGCAGACAUACCGAAGGUGGUGCACUUUGUGUGGGGCCCCAAGGGUGAGGGCUCCUUCAACCUGCUGCUCUACAUCGCAAUCCGCGCCGCCCUGGCGACGCUGGAGCCCAAAGAGGUGCGCGUGCACUACACCAACAUCGACCGCGACAACGAGUGGUUCAAGCUGCUCGAGCCCAACAUCACGCUCGUCCACCACGACCCCAAGUCCUAUCUGGGGCCCUUUCUCGACCUCGACCCGGAGUCGUGGGACAUGGCGCACAUGGCAGACGUGCUGCGGCUGACGGUGCUGCUGGAGGAGGGCGGGAUAUACCUGGACGCCGACGCCUUCGUGCUGCGGCCGUUCGACACGCUGCUCAAGGGCGCGCGCGACGUGGUUAUGGGCCACGAGGGCGGCGUGCGCAUGGGGCUGACCAACGCCGUGAUCAUGUCCAAGGCGGGCGCGCCCUUCAUCAAGCGCUGGCUCGGCAUGUACACGUCGUUCGACAAGACGCUGUGGAACGAGCACUCGGUCAAGCUGCCGCGGCGGCUCGAGGACCAGUACCCGGACGAGCUGUGCACGCUGUCGCCGAGCGCCUUCUACUGGCCCAUGUGGACCGAGGGCUCGGUCGACUGGAUGCACGAGCCGCUUAGCGACAAGGAGGCGGCCGAGGUGGACGAGACGAUGCGCAAGAACGACGGCGCCCUGUUUGGCGACCAGCUGGUCCUGCACGCCUGGAGCCACCCAGCCCGCCGCUACACGCACAGGCUGACGCCCGAUAUAAUGCGCCGGGAGAACACGAGGUUCAACAUGGUUCUGAGGAGAUUCCUCUAGAUAAUGUCUUUUUGUGUAUAUUUUCUUUUUUCUGGUUAAUGCUGUUGCUGCCGGCGUCGAGGGGCAGAUGGGGAGAUUUACCGAUACGAUGUAAUGAAACAGACAUGUAUGGCGCGCCGGCGUUUGUGUGGUCUUCCUCCUCUGGCUCGCAGAGAGCGGCUCUUGAUCCAACGUUCUGGAUAUGCAGAUAUUGGAUACUUAAUGUAGUUGAAUAUACGAAUGCACACCUACCUACCUUUGUGGCA